Molecule: messenger RNA, 2178 nt
Organism: Syngnathoides biaculeatus (alligator pipefish)
Lineage: Eukaryota; Metazoa; Chordata; Actinopteri; Syngnathiformes; Syngnathidae
Gene: syne3
Product: spectrin repeat containing, nuclear envelope family member 3
Exons: 12
Coding region: 139-2073 (644 amino acids)
Biological process (GO): nuclear migration
Cellular component (GO): meiotic nuclear membrane microtubule tethering complex; cytoplasm; nuclear outer membrane
Molecular function (GO): actin filament binding
Source: RefSeq, a predicted model, not a curated record
CUUUAAAUGCAGCAUCCGUUUAUCCCAGCCCAGGCAGCGACAGCUUGACUUCCUGUCUGCCACAACUUCGCUAAAAGCGUCUUUUAAAGCGAUUGCUGUCACCUGAUGAGCACAAACUUGCCCGGAAAUUGAAUUGUCAUGACUGAGCAGGAGCAGCAGAUGUUCAUGGAGAGACUGGAAGUGGCUCUCUCUUGGAUGAAGGGUGUCCAGGAGAGGUUGAGGGCAAACGAUAACACCCAAGGGCCCUGGAAUGCACUUGAAGCCCGACUCAAAGAGACUGAGAAAAUCCAUCAAUCAGAGCAUGAUGGUCGUGUGAAGGUGGACAUGGCACUGGUAGCAGCUGAUCAUCUUCUGGAGAUUGGAGAUGAAAAACAGAGGAACCACACACAGGCUAAGGUCAAAAACUUGAAAAGUUGUUGGGAGGAAACUUGUACGUACAUCGUUCACUGCCACAGUCGGAUUGAGUGGGUGUGGCUCCACUGGAGUGAGUUUUUGAUAGCCCACCAGGAGUUUGUAUUGUGGUUAACGAAGCAGCAGUGUGACCUGGAUGUUGGUGUGGAGUUGCAACUAGGACUGAAGGAAAAGCUGUGGCAAGUGGACAAACAGAGAGUGGUGGUGAGUGAUGUCCAUGGCCAGGCAGCAUUACUGGAAAAGCUGCUGGACGAAGCUGCUGUGCUGCAUAACCGAACCCAAGAUCCUAGUGUGGAGCCUAAGGAACAGGAAAGACUGCAGGAGGCCUACAGUGACAUCAGGGACAAGGUUGAGGAGCGUUUGUCACUGCUUCAAGAGAUAGCUGAGGAACACCAGACAUUCCAAAGUAGCGUUCAGAGGUUUCAGUCAUGGUUGCUGUCAAAAACCAAGGAGGCUACAGAUCUUAUGGAGAAGGAGGAUACAACAGAGAACAAACUCCAAGCCUUACACGCCCUUAAUGACAUUGUAGCCUGUGAGGAAAAGGAAUUGCAAGAUAUAGAAGGUGCAGCUGAAGCUGUCAGAGUGAAUACCUCUCCUGCUGGAGCAGAGGUGGUGGUAAACACUGCUGAAGAGCUCAGAGUUGGUUGGCAGAGACUAAGGAAUUACCUGUUUGAAAAAGGGGAGGACCUAGACUCCACUCUGUCCACACACAACGAGUACAUGGCAAGAUGCCAGCGAUUACAGGAUGAUGUAGGAUGUCUCAGAUCACAACUCCAGGUGCUGAACCAGAAACUAGAGGAGGAUCAUGAUGUUGGAGAUGGUGCUGAUUACACUGAAGAGGAGAUGGUGGGCCAGUGGAGAAAAUACAGGGACGUAAAAAAGGCUCUGUUGGAAGAGGAGUCCAAAGUGGACUGCCUCAAAUUGCAGCUCAAGAUGCUGUUCAGGUUCUCGGAGGACUCUUGCCAUAUUUCUAAUGAUGUCCUUGGUGUUGUCAAAGAACACCAGAGUGUGAAAUCCAAAGCAACAAAAUUGUGCUCAGAAUCCGAGUCUGCCCUGAGAAAUUCACUCCAGGACCCAUUGCUAUUCUUUGCACAGUGGUCCCUCAUGGUCACUCAGGUUUUGGAGGCUUAUGCUGAGAUCUCAGACUUCUCCCCUUUUGAGAUGUUUGUCGAAAGUAUUGAGCGGCUGUUGAAGGAGAGUAUCCAGCUACAGGACCGUUUGAAUCAGAUGGAGACAAAGGGGGACUUGCUCAACUCUCUGUUUUGUCCUGAAAGCUCUGACACGCUGCAGACUAAGCUGAGUACUGCUACCAUGAAAAGAGAACUGCUGCAUGAUCAGCUUAUACAGAGAAAGGGAAGACUACAGAUGUGGUCAUCCAGGAGUGAAUUUGAGGCAUGGUUGUGCAGAGAGGAAAAUCUCUUCUCAAAGAAAAUCUUUGUCCAACGAGGGGAACCUGCCACUGAAGGACCAUCAUACAAGAGAAGAGGGUUGUUGCAGCGGGUAUGUCGACUGGCUCUUCCACUAUGGCUCUUCUUCCUGGCUUUACUGCUAUUGGCCUUUCUCCUGCCCCUCAUGGAUGAAGCCAACAGCUGCUCCAUCUCCAACAAUUUUGCCCGAUCCUUCAGUGUUAUGCUGCGCUACUCUGGACCACCACCUACAUAGCUGCAGUUUAUCUAAUUUUUAACAGCAAAUUAUCACAACCUACCUUUCUUUUUACUGUAUCUAAAGAAGAAGAGACAAAUAAACUCUCACAGCUUUACAGUUUUA